CAAUAGGCACCAAAGUCUCCUUGGCAAAGAAUAAUAAUGAAACUAAAUACCGUAAUAUUGCUGAUUUGAAUGCGGCCAAGAUCGUAUUUGCCACGGCUAGGUGUAGACGGGCAAAUAGGUUUUGACAAGAAGCACAAAAUUGACAGCCAUGUUGGCCUAAUAUUUUGAUGGUCACGUGUGUUUUGGCGCCUAACUGCAAGUGCUUAUAGGUUCGUACGGAAGGUAGGCUAUUUUGAAUUUGAAUCUUUGUGAAGGUCGCACACCAUUUUAUUGUUGGAGCACUAGUUCGAAAGUGAUAUGGAUUCGUCUGCUACAUCACCAAAGAAGGCGAAGAAGACAGCAGCGCCCAAGAAGCCUGCCGCACAUCCUGCGUAUAAGGACAUGGUCGCGGAAGCAAUCAGAAUUCUGAAGGAGCGAAAUGGGUCAUCGCGACAGAAAAUUGCCAAGUAUUUACAAUCUAAUUACAAAGGUAUCGGUGAUGAGAGCGCUCUGAAGAGAAACCUGAAAGCCUCCUUGAAAAAACUGGUCGCUUCUGGCUCUCUCAUCCAAACGAAAGGGGUAGGGGCUUCCGGUUCGUUCAAGCUGCCUGCCGCUGCCAAGAAGCCUGCAGCAGUGAAAAAGCCAGCAACAGCAAAGAAGGUUGCGAAAAAGCCAGCAGCGGCGAAAAAGGCUACUGCUAAGAAGGCUGCAACUUCAGUCAAGAAAAGCCCUGCAAAAAAGAAGGCCUCGACACCAAAGAAAGCCAGCGGA
Rhopilema esculentum is the source of this 750-nucleotide messenger RNA. The record is from RefSeq and is a predicted model, not a curated record. Lineage: Eukaryota; Metazoa; Cnidaria; Scyphozoa; Rhizostomeae; Rhizostomatidae.